AGAUCGUUGUUCUGGUUAAGACAGUGGAGCGACUCGGAUCCCUGUACAGGUGGAAUUUAUCAAAAUGCAUAAAAGAGACAGGAGCUCAUCAGCAGGUGCAGUAUUUUACAAGUCAAUCACAAAUGCACAAGAAAUCAGGUCUGGAUACUUGCUUAAGUCUCCUCCUCAAUGGCGUUUGAAAUCAGAGUGGAAGAGACGUUUCUUUGUGCUUUACAAAGCCCCAGAGAACGACUAUCAGCUCAGGUACUACAAAAGUGCAGAGGACCAGGUCAGCCCGCUCGGAGGCAUAGAUAUGACACAAAUCUCUCUGUUAUAUGAAAAUCCUCAACAUCACCAGAAAUGGCAGUGGGUGCAGAAGAAUUUUAAAUGUUCCCCAUCAUGUGUGGUGUACCUCAGGGCAGGGGGCCGGGACUACUUCCUUAUUGGGGAGACCAGCACGGAGGCAGAGGGCUGGUUCGCUGACCUGUUUGAAGCCAUGAAAAAUCGCUCUCAGAAACUUCUCACAUCAGAGGAAAUCAGCAAUGGGCAGCCAGUCAUUGAUAUAAUUUCAAACCCUCUUCACCGGAGAAAAUUUUCUGCCCCAGAGCUAAAGGUGCCUUUCCUUGCAAAGAAAGAAGAUCAGAAUGAUGCCAGCAAACUCUUGUUGCCAUCUUCAUCAGUGAAGCUUAGGUCGUUUUCGGAUCCUUCCUCCAAUGCUGCAGAAGGGAACGCCGAAGAACUGGGGGAAGAUCAUUCCAAGAGACCGAUCUCUCAGCCUGUAAAUUCAGACUAUGACUAUCCCAAGUCACGCCAAAAGAGAGCCAGUGUACUGCGGGCAGGCAGCAUGGAGUCACUGUAUGAAUCAAUGCUGGAAUUGAAAAGCGUCCUGAACUCAUCUGAGCCAAACAAUCGUGAAGUUGAAGUGAUUGGCAACAGCACCCUGAUGAGGUCCAUCACUGACAUCUACAUCAAAUACAAUUCUCCACCUCCGACAUUAAAUGAGGCAUCUGCUGAAAAUGGAGAAGACAAACGUCGGUCUUCAGAUUUCAGCGGCAGCUCCAGUGGCGCCGUCUCACCUGUUAAUGUAUUGGAGACGAAUUCGGAAAGACGAGGCUCCACUCGGAGCCUUGAGAGGGAUUUCAUGGUGAAUCUGCAGGGUUUGAAGAACGAUCUCACACUCACAGAGGUGGAAGGAAAGCCGAGUGUGUCUGGCUGGACUGGAGAGCCGCAGUCCGUCUGCCUCUUCCACAAGGGAGACCGAGUCGUGGCGGUAAAUGACCUGCAAGCCGACAGCGUGGAGGACUUCUACUUGUUUAUCAGCAAGUCGAUGAAGGAUGAGGUGAAAGUGACCGUCCAGCGUCAGCGUGGAUGCCAGCCUCUGCAUUGGUCAAACUCUCCCUGCAGUGACUGAGGCACAGACUGAUCACUGCUGACAACUUCAAUGAGUUAAAAUGAAGGAUCUCAUAUGUCAAACUCAAGGCCCGGGGGCCAAAUACAGCCCGCCACAGCUUUUUAUGUGGCCCUUUAGACUCUAAAGUGGCACAUAAUAGAACCGUGAAGUUGACAGUGGGCUUAAAUAUUAUUUUAUCAAUCAAUUCAAAGCAAUUUUUAUCUGUUUACUGUCAAAUUGCACCAAUUAGUCCCUCCAGUUUUUUGUGAAAUAUUGCUGAAAUUCACAAUAAAUAAUCAAAAAAUCAAAAAAUUCCUGCACUUUCUCGUAUUAAUGGGUAAUUAUUUAUUGUAGAUUUUCCACAGAAAUGGUGAAAAACAUUGGAUCUGAGUGACGGUUUACUCCCACCUGUAGGUGGCAGUAUUUUUUGCUUCUACUAAACAGCUGUGUGAUCCUUACCUAAUGUUGAGUUAUAAUCCAAAAAGUCGCGUUUGACAUCAUAAAUAAGCGCAAAUAUUUCUAAAUUACUACAAAAACAAUCACAACAUCCUGGAGGGACUAAAAAGAUGUUCACUACUAUUUAAUCCUAAGAAUUUAUUCUUAAGAUUAAGAAUAAAUUGGGUUUAUUAAUAAUAAAUUGGGUUUAAGAAUUAAUUGGGUUUUAUCAAUACAUUCUGGCACAACCGGCCCUUUAAGAACAUUCCUGAUCUUGGAAAAUGAGUUUGACAUCCCUGUAUAUGUUGUAUAUAAACAGAUCAACAUGAUUUUUGUUCUAUUUCCAGUUUAUGUCUGCUUAUGUCUUCAACAGGUAAACGUCAUACUGAAAUAUACUUCCUGUUAAUACCAGUUUCUUUAUGCAAGCUCCAGAGUAACAGAGGGGAACUUACAUUACGCUAGCCAUGCUUUCUUUGUUUGACGUCACCAUAGAUAUAAACAAUAAGAAGGAAAAAUCUCUUGUCAAUAUGGAAAGUCCCAUUUUUUUCUGCUUAUUGUGGAUGCCAGUCAGAAUUGCUUGUGCAGUGAAACCACAGAUAGGAUUUCCUAAUUUUUUAUUUCAACUAAAAGGGAAUCCCAGUAUAUAAUAAGAUUGCUUUCAUGCAUUAUGUUACUCUUCUCCCUGGGGUUGAGGCAUCUUUCUAAGGAAUCACCCAGUGAAUACCCUGUUCCCAGUAGCACAGACAGAGCGGUUUGCUAACCAACAAGAUGUUAUACAUAUCUUCUUGUUGAUAAGUAUUACAAAAAGAAAGAUUGACACACUUUUGAUUUUAAGUGUGACAUUGUUUUGUUUUUCAUAGAUGCAUUCUCUCAGCAAUUAGCUGCGAUGUAAAGUGAAAAGUACAGAAAGAGAACAGUAUUACAUGUCUUAUAACACUUAGGGGUCGGUAAUAUGAAGAUAAAAUCGUAUCAUGCCUUACAGUUAUGUGCCACAGUUUUUUUAAACACACUAAACAAAAAAAUAAUCACUUAGGCACUUUUUGCAAGAUCUAACUGAAUUGUGGAAACUUAGCUUUUUGCAUUUCGUCUAGCAUAGAGUUGGAUACCAUGCUGUACUUUUUACUUUUACCCGAGUACUUGUAUUAUGAAGUAUUUCUACUCUUACUAGAUUAAAAUUUCUGGAUUUUCUAUCCACUGAAUGAAGAACAAACAUGCUUUAACCAAAAAUUCACCACACAGACCUGUGAUUUUUGUUAAAGUUUUGUAAGUUUUUUAUUAAAAGAAACUGAUUUGGAAAACAUUUAUUUUGGCCAAUUUUGUUAUUUUUUGUUACCUAUAUGAAUUACUGUGAAAAAUAUAUACAUGCUGUUAUAUAUAUAUGCUUUAUAUCGAAUAAAUUCUUUGCAACAGGUGUUGGCAAUUUUAUUUGUCCUGGGAAAGAUUAAUGUGCGAUUUUUGUGUAAAAGGAUUAUGAAUAAAAUUAAUUAAUAAGCAA
Gambusia affinis (western mosquitofish) is the source of this 3299-nucleotide messenger RNA. Its product is annotated as pleckstrin homology domain-containing family S member 1-like. The transcript has 18 exons. The record is from RefSeq and is a predicted model, not a curated record. Bases 65 to 1390 code for a protein of 441 amino acids. Lineage: Eukaryota; Metazoa; Chordata; Actinopteri; Cyprinodontiformes; Poeciliidae.